AUGCGAAGCCGGGUCGCGGUCACCGCCGAGCUGCUCCUGGAGGCGGCGGAGGCGUUCGGCCGGCGGGAGGUGCUCUUCCUGCACCAGCUGGUUGCCAGGGCGUUCCCCCACCUGCCCACCACCGGCUCGGCACGGAAGGCCAUCCGCCGCGGGGACAUCCGCGUCGACGGCGAGCAAGUGGUCGCGGCCCGGGUGGGGCGGGUGGACGCCUUCCCAGCGGACCUGCAGGGGCGCCUGCAGAGGUGGAACGCCAAGUCGGAGCGGCCGGAGGCGCGACUGCGCGUGCUCUUCGCGGACUCGAACGCCGGUUGGGCGGUGGUGAACAAGCCCCCGGGCAUGCACUGCCGGCCCUGCGAGGACAGCAAGAGCCAGCUGACCUUCGAGGCCUACCUGCCCGCGCUGCUGGAGCCCCCGCGCUGCGGCACGCGCAGCAGCCGCCCGCGGGUCUGCCACCGCCUCGACUUCCGCGUCGGCGGGCCCGUGGCGGUCGCCACCACGGAGGAGGCCAUGCGCAGCAUCAAGGACCGAGUUUGCUUCCGGAGGGACAAGCACACAGAGUCCUUCAGGAGCCGCCUGGUGCGCAAGGAGUACCGCGCCAUCGUCUGCGGCGCGCUCGGGGAGCCUGGCACACGUCUGAGCGUCGACGAGCCGCUGGACGGCGACGAGGCGCACACGGGCGUGGAGGUGGUCCGCACGGCGCCGUGCCCGCACUAUCCGAAGGAGAAUAGCGGCACAAGCGUGAGGGCGCUCGCCGCGAUGCCCCCUCCGGUCACCCGCGGCGGCGGGAGCCUCUUCCUGCAGGCCGUGGAGCUCGGCCUGCCGGCGCCGGCUGCCGCGCAGGGCGCCCUGGCGGCGUCGGGCGAGCUGACGGUCGUCCGCGAGGAGGUGUCUGGGCGGUUCGAGAGGCUCAUGCGGACGUCGCGGCGCGCCUGGGAGGAGGGCUGGCGCACGGGCGCAGACGGCCGCUGCCUCCGCCUGGCGGAGCUCCCAGGGGCAGAUCGGUUUUCUCGCCUCGGGGUGCUGCCAGGCCCAUUCGACGCAAUGCGUGAGGCGAUCUGCAUCCACAUUGGCCAGGCAGGGGUGCAGAUUGGGAAUGCAUGCUGGGAGCUCUUUUGCCUCGAGCAUGGUAUCCAGCCCGACGGCCAAAUGCCCUCUGACAAGACAAUCGGAGGCGGUGACGAUGCCUUCAACACAUUCUUCUCCGAGACUGGUGCCGGCAAGCACGUGCCCCGCUGUGUGUUCGUCGACCUGGAGCCCACGGUGGUCGAUGAAGUGCGCACAGGCACGUACCGCCAACUGUUCCAUCCAGAGCAGCUCAUAUCUGGUAAGGAGGACGCCGCGAACAAUUUCGCGCGAGGGCACUACACAAUUGGCAAGGAGAUCGUCGACCUCGUGCUCGAUCGGAUCAGGAAGCUGGCCGACAACUGCACCGGCCUCCAGGGCUUCAUGAUCUACAACGCCGUCGGCGGAGGUACUGGCUCUGGGCUCGGCUGCCUGAUGCUGGAGCGCCUGUCCGUGGACUACGGCAAGAAGACGAAGGUCUCCUUCACCGUGUGGGCGUGCCCGCAGGUCGCCACCGCAGUGGUGGAGCCGUACAACACGGUGCUCUGCGUGCACUCUCUCUUGGAGCACACAGACGUGACCAUCAUGUACGACAACGAGGCGUUGUACGACAUAUGCCGCCGCAACCUUGACAUCGAGCGUCCUACUUACACCAAUCUGAACAGGUUGCUGGCGCAAAUCAUCUCCUCGUUGACUGCGUCGUUGCGCUUCGACGGUGCUCUGAAUGUGGAUAUCACCGAGUUCCAGACCAACUUGGUACCCUACCCGCGCAUCCACUUCAUGCUCUCGAGCUACGCACCAGUGAUCUCUGCGGAGAAAGCGUACCAUGAGCAGCUGUCAGUAGCGGAGAUCACCAUGUCCGUCUUCGAGCCCGCAUCCAUGUACGUGAAGUGCGAUCCUCGUCAUGGCAAGUACAUGGCAUGUUGUAUGAUGUACCGUGGAGACGUCGUGCCCAAGGAUGUGAACGCAGCUGUCGCUACUAUCAAGACCAAGCGUACCAUUCAGUUUGUGGAUUGGUGCCCCACAGGUUUCAAGUGCGGUAUCAACUACCAGCCUCCUACUGUGGUUCCCGGCGGUGACCUGGCUAAGGUGAUGCGUGCUUGUUGCAUGAUCAGCAACUCCACAGCCAUCGCAGAAGUUUUCUCCCGCAUCGACCACAAGUUCGACCUCAUGUACUCGAAGCGCGCAUUCGUUCACUGGUACGUGGGCGAGGGCAUGGAGGAGGGUGAGUUCUCCGAGGCUCGCGAGGACCUGGCGGCGCUGGAGAAGGACUACGAGGAGGUGGGCAUCGAGACCGCGGAAGGCGCGCAGAAAGAGCAGAGGGCUGUCGCGCACCUCGCUGGACGAAGGCCCCACGGGGGGAUCGCGGAGAUGUCCAGCGCGGGGGUGCGUGUUGCCUCGAGGGACGCGCCAGCGGCAGACGCGCCCUCGGCGCUGAUGGACGUCUGGCGGCUCGGCAGGGAGGCGCUCCGCCCGGCGCUGCGGCGCCUGCGGUCCUGGCGCUUCGCGCGGCUGUACGUGCCGCUGCCGGUGCCGGACCCCGCCGCCACGCCCGGCUGCCGCGCGCAGCUGCGCCGGUUGGCCCUGGAGGCGCCGAGGGCGGCCGAAGGGCGUGGGCCUCGUGCCCGUCGUGUCCCUCGCGGCGGGCGAGGCGCUGCUGCCCCCAGGCGUCGCCGAGAACGCCGCCGCGAGAGAAGCCUUCGAGGCCAUCGCGGAAGCGCUGGCGCUGUUCCACGGCUCCCGGCUUGUGGGGCUGCGCCUGCUGCCGGCGCGAGGCGCCCGCGGCGGCGAGGGACAGUCGCCGACGGAGGCCCGGGCGCGCGCGCGCGCGCGCCAGCUUGCGGGGUGCAGGUGCUGCUGCACGCCGCCGGCCUCGUCGGCCCCGCGGGCGCGAGCGUCACGGCGUGGCUACCGGCUGACGAUCCUCGUCUCCUGGAAGAGGUCUGCGGUGCCGUGCGCGCGGGGGGCACGGGGCUGGCCUCCAGGUUUGCGGCGGUGCUGGAUCCGAGCGCCCUUGACGGGCCGAGCGUGGUGGCCCAGGCCGUGGCCGUCACCUCUGCGUACGGGGUGCCCGCGCAGGUGUUCGCGGCGGCGCCGACGUGCCCGGUGGCGGAGGCAGAGGUCGCCGACGCCCCCGACGGCGCCGACGCUGGGGAGGCGGCCGCCGCUCUGGUGGGCGCGCCGCCCUUCGUGGCGCCGAGGCCUGGCGGCGCGGGCGCGCUCGCGGCCUCCCUCGCGCGCCUCUGCGCGGAGGGCCGGCGCGCGGGGGCCGGCGGCCUGGUCGUGGAGGUCCCGGUGUACGGCGCGCCGUGGUGCGGCGCGGGCACCUGCCUGCCCGAGGCGCUCCUCUUCAGGGAACAACUGCUGUACGAUGGCCGGGGCGUUCGGCCCGCUUGCGGCGCCUGUCACACGGCGCUGGUGCUGGAGGACGGCGAGGCGGUCCCCUCCAGGGGCAGCGGAUCUUACCAGAGCGCUCUGCCCGCCGAGCGCCUGGGCGGUCACAGGGUCACGCAGGCAGCCUGCGGCGUCUGUCACACGGGGCUGGUGCUGGAGGACGGCGAGGCGGUCCUCUCCGGGGACAGUGAGUCUUACCAGAGCGCUCUGCCCACCGAGCGCCUGGGCGGUCGCAGGGUCACGCAGGCCGCGCCCGAGGAGGGCCUCGACGACGCGGGAUUUGCGUGGCAAGGAGGGACGCUAGCUUGA
Prorocentrum cordatum is the source of this 3765-nucleotide messenger RNA. The record is from the annotation of a GenBank genome assembly. Lineage: Eukaryota; Dinophyceae; Prorocentrales; Prorocentraceae.